Messenger RNA from Neltuma alba, 597 nucleotides. RefSeq lists its product as uncharacterized. The coding region runs from base 1 to 597 and encodes 198 amino acids. The transcript has a single exon. The record is from RefSeq and is a predicted model, not a curated record. Lineage: Eukaryota; Viridiplantae; Streptophyta; Magnoliopsida; Fabales; Fabaceae.
AUGAAUUACGGGGGUUGUUACAUUUUGGGUCUGUUGUUUGAGACUGGCAUGACAGGUUGCAAACCACUGGGAGUUCCAAUGGCUCAGAACUUAAAGCUUUUGGCUUAUAAUGAGAAGAAGAACCGGGCAAAGGAUUUAUUGAAAGAAGCUAGAAAAUAUAGAAGAUUAGUUGGUAAGUUAAUCUAUUUGACAAUCACCCAGCCUGAUAUUUCUUAUUCUGUUCAGACCUUGAGCCAAUUUAUGCAAAUGCCAACCAAGGCACAUAUGGCAACAGCAAGGAAUGUUCUGCGAUAUUUGAAAGCCAUACCUGGGUUGGGAGUCUUCAAAAAUUCAAAAGGGAAACCGAAGCUAGGAUGCUAUUGCGAUUCAGAUUGGGCAUCCUAUCCAAUGACAAGGAGAUCUGUAUCUGGAUACCUGUUGAAACUAGGAGGAUCUCUUGUGAUGUGGAAAACUAAAAAGCAACAUACUGUCUCAAAGUCUUCUGCAGAAGCAGAGUAUAAAGCCCUGAGUAUGGCCAUAUCAGAGGUAGUUUGGGCUGUUAGUUUGCUAAAAGAUGUGGGCAUAGAUCACAAGAAUCCAGUGAAAGUAUAUUUGUGA